This is a messenger RNA of Oldenlandia corymbosa var. corymbosa, 606 nucleotides long. The record is from the annotation of a GenBank genome assembly. Lineage: Eukaryota; Viridiplantae; Streptophyta; Magnoliopsida; Gentianales; Rubiaceae.
AUGGCAAAAAUUGUGAGAAAAGUGACGAAGAAAGGUGUUGGUGAGGAAAUUAAGGUGAAGGAGGUUGUGAUUAAUGAGGGGAAUUAUGUGCAGAAUGACAAGCUUCCAUUGACGGAGGCAGAUCUAGAAGUUCUUGAGCAAGAACAAAGCCCUAAGAAGCAGACAGAGAAUUCGGAUAAUGGGAAGAGAGAAGAUCGUUGGGUUUCCUGGGCAGAUGCGAACGAGAAGAAGCCGGCGGAGAAUCCAUGGCAGAAUUUCGAUGUUGAACAAUUUAGAGGGAAUGGGUCAGAACUGGAAUUCAUCACUCCAGGGGAAGUGAAUGGAAGGAAGAUCUACCAGGUGCAAUCGAGGGGGAUUGAUGUUAACAGAGUUAGGGCAUCAGUUGGGAAGGUGGUAUCUGAUGGAAUGGUGAAGGAUAAGGCAGGGAAGGGUAAUAGCAUUAGCAGGCAGGAGGCUAACACUAAAUCACUGGAUAAAGGUGAAGAGAGGAUCUAUCGUCCCAUGGUGUCAUUCCGGUGUAAGGCAAUUGUUCCCUGGAGAACUCAAGAAGAGUACACUUUGUACGCAUUAGAACUCCCAAGUGUGAUGUGCACGUUGCUAUAUUAA